AUGAAAGAUAUAAAAGAUAAAAUUCAAAGUACUAUUAUUAUUUUAAUAAAAUUAAUAUUUUUAUAUAUUCCUAAAGAUAUUUUACGUUAUUUAUCAUUAAAACAAAAAGAUGUUACUUCAAAUAUUAUUGUUAUUACUGGUGGAGGUAGUGGAAUUGGAAAAAGAGUAGCUGAAAUUUUAGCUUUAGAAAAAGGUGCUUACGUAAUGAUACUUGAUAUAGAUAAGGUUAAUGGUAAAAAGACCGAAAAAGAGAUAAAUGAUAAGAAAGGUCAUGCAAAAUUUUAUUAUUGUGAUGUGAGAGAUAGUAUUAAACUUAAUAUUAUUGCUAAUAAUAUUGAAAAAGAAUAUGGUAAAGUUGAUAUUAUUAUUUGUAAUGCUGCAAUUCUUUAUUUUGCUCUUCAACAUCAAUUAACAGAUGAACAAAUAAAACAGGCAUUUGAUGUUAAUGUUCAUGGAACUUUAAAUACAAUUCGUGCAUUUCUUCCUUCUAUGGAAAAAAGAAAUGAAGGACAAAUUGUAACAAUAUGUUCUAUUACAGGUUGGGUUGGGGAAUCAUAUGGUAUGGCAUAUUGUCCAACAAAAUUUGCCAUACGUGGGAUAAUGGAAACAUUACAAAUGGAAUUUGACGAUAGAAAUAUUGAUGGUGUCAAAACGACAACCAUAUAUCCUUACUUUGUAAGAACACCAAUGAUAUUAAAUAAAGGAAUACGUCCAACAUCACGAUGGAUUCCUUUUAUGUCAGUGAAUCGUUGUUCUAGAAAUGUUAUUGAUGCAAUAUUAAAAGAAAAAGUACAUGCAUUUGUACCUAAUUAUUUAUCAAUUAUCACAUUUGUAAAUAGUCUCCUUGGUAGACAUACCCGUCGUCUGAUGCGUAAUUAUCUUAAUUGCAAAUACACUCCAGCUCCAGAGUCUUCAUUUACUAUAAUAGAUAAAGACUGUAACGAAAUACUUUCAGAAGAAAAAUCACCUAAAAUGCCUUCUAAAAAGGAAAUUUUUUAUUUUAAAAGUCCUUCUACUAUUUGGUGGAUAAUUAUUCCAACUGCACUUAUUUUUAAUUUUAUUGUUUAUAAGAAUGUAACAUUACUUCCACUUAAUUAUAUGGGUCAAGUUGGAACAUUUCUCUCAAGAUUUGAAAAUGAAUUAAAUUAUAUUGCUGAGUAUACAAAUAUUUUUGCUGUUGUAGCUCAUUUAGGAGAAGCAUUAUACUCAAUGCAUUUAUGUUCAUCACUUAAAAUAUCAACAGAUGCCUCUGUUAUGUGGUUUUUCCAAACACUUUUACUUGGUUUUCCAUCACUCUCUAUCUUGAUGCGUAAGAAACAUAAGCAACCAAAACACAAAAAAAGAGGAGAUUAG
Strongyloides ratti is the source of this 1353-nucleotide messenger RNA. RefSeq names its product Epidermal retinol dehydrogenase 2. Gene Ontology annotation, cellular component: lipid droplet. The transcript is spliced from 5 exons. Bases 1 to 1353 code for a protein of 450 amino acids. NCBI's taxonomy places the organism in Eukaryota, Metazoa, Nematoda, Chromadorea, Rhabditida, Strongyloididae. The record is from RefSeq and is a predicted model, not a curated record. Gene Ontology annotation, molecular function: oxidoreductase activity, acting on the CH-OH group of donors, NAD or NADP as acceptor.